Molecule: messenger RNA, 960 nt
Organism: Volvox carteri f. nagariensis
Lineage: Eukaryota; Viridiplantae; Chlorophyta; Chlorophyceae; Chlamydomonadales; Volvocaceae
Exons: 4
Coding region: 1-960 (319 amino acids)
Source: RefSeq, a predicted model, not a curated record
AUGACGACAGACCAGCCUGAUACAAAUCAAUUAAGCUUUGGUCUAGAUGAUACGCAUCUUGGCAUCAAGUUGAAAUCCCAAAAACUGUUGGUUGGGCCCCUUGAGCUGGGUUUCUCGGCUUGUUACACGCUCUCUGACUCAAAAGAGGCGGGCGACAAGCAGCCUCUUGCCAGCAUAGAAAGGUUCAAGCCGUUUCUUAUCGUCAAGGAUGUUUACUUUCGGGGCAAGUUUGAGUUGGAACCACAGAGUCGCCGCCUCCAUUACAGCAAGAAGUUCCGCCUGCCCUUCCUGAACACUGAUCUGUUCAAGCUGCGGCUUACGGCACAGCUGCCGGCACCUGAGGCGGCGGGUGGCGUCCUUGGUCGCGCACUGAGCCUGACAGUGGCUUUCCAGCCAGAGCGCUCGUACAGACGUUCAGUCGUGCGCAAGGCGCCCGAUUAUGCGCUGCAGCUGUCGCCGCGGUUGGGCGCUCCACAGGUGGUUUACGACACGAUUGGCUUUCCUGGGAGCGUCUACCUGAAGGCCAACACCACUCUCCACGUGUCGGACUCGGCGGCGAUCAGCGGCCUGCGUGCACGUCUGGACGUCCACAGCCUCAACGCCGUCAUCCGGCUGUACGACCCGGCAACCGUCAAGCCCUGCCGCGUGGGGAAGAACCUGUCGUGCGCGGCACGGUCGCUGCUGCGCGAGGAAGUGGAGGAGGAAACUCCCCGGCAGAUGCCCCCCGUGGUGGUGGUGGAGCCGGCAGCACCGCCGCAGCCCGACGUGAUCGACCGGCUGUCGGCCACGGCCCGCGAGUGGGCUCACGCGGUGCUCGUCAACUCCUGCGUGGCUACAAGGAACCUGCAGGACAAGGCGAUGUUGGCGGCGGAGCGUGUCAGGGAGUACGUCACUGGUGGCGGCAGUGGCGACAUCUCCACCAGCAGCGCCGCUGCUGGCACCGGAAUCCGCGUGAGGUAG